AUGGCUCCCGUUCCAUCUACCAUGAAGGCCGUCCAGAUCAACAAGAACGGUGGCGUUGAGGUUCUUGAGCAUAACGAUGUCCCUGUUCCCAAGGUUGGCGAGGGUCAGAUUCUUGUUCGCAACCAGAUCGCUGGUCUGAACUUUAUCGAUACAUACUUCCGUUCUGGUCUUUACAAAGCACCUCAAUUCCCUCUUACACUCGGCCGUGAAGCUGCGGGAACCAUCGUCGAUGUCCACUCCUCCGUAAAGGGCUUUGAGAACGGCUCUCGAGUGGUUUUCAUGGGCACAGUCGGCGCCUACGCUCAAUACAGUCUCGUCAACGCCUCUGAUGCAGUCAAGAUCCCCGACGACGUGCCUACUGAGCAAGCUGUGGCCGCUUAUCUGCAAGGUCUCACAGCAUGGACGUUUAUCCGAGAGGCCGGCCAGGUCAAGGAAGGCCAAUGGGUUCUCGUUCACGCGGCAUCUGGUGGUGUCGGUACCUUGUUGGUUCAGCUCCUGCGAACUGUCGGCGCCAAGAUCAUCGGAACUGCUAGCACAGACGAAAAGCUUGAGCUCGCAAAGAAGAACGGUGCUGAGUGGGUUAUCAACUCUCAUGACGAUGUAGUUGCCAAGGUCAAGGAAAUCACCGGUGGGCAUGGUGCGGAUGUUAUCUUUGAUGGCGUUGGAAAGGUGACUUUUGAUGCCGAUCUCGAGUUGAUCGCCCCCAAGGGUACUCUCAUAUCCUUUGGCAACGCGUCUGGCGCCGUGGAUCCUGUGAGCCUCUUCCGUCUCACUCCCAAGAACGUCCGCUUGAUGCGUCCUGUAGUCAACGGCUACGUUGCUGAGCGGGCCGAUCUUGAAAAGUACACCUCUGAGCUUUUCGACCUCAUCAAGUCCAAGAAGCUUGAGCUCACCAUCCACAAGGUCUACCCUCUUGCGGACGUGGCCAAGGCUCACGAGGACAUCGAGAGCCGAAAGACGAUCGGAAAGUUGCUCAUCAAAGUCGAUUAA
Molecule: messenger RNA, 990 nt
Organism: Fusarium pseudograminearum CS3096
Lineage: Eukaryota; Fungi; Ascomycota; Sordariomycetes; Hypocreales; Nectriaceae
Exons: 2
Coding region: 1-990 (329 amino acids)
Biological process (GO): cellular response to oxidative stress
Cellular component (GO): cytoplasm
Molecular function (GO): quinone reductase (NADPH) activity; zinc ion binding
Source: RefSeq, a predicted model, not a curated record